This is a messenger RNA of Astrephomene gubernaculifera, 1136 nucleotides long. NCBI's taxonomy places the organism in Eukaryota, Viridiplantae, Chlorophyta, Chlorophyceae, Chlamydomonadales, Astrephomenaceae. The record is from the annotation of a GenBank genome assembly.
AAACCAGCUUCUAUACGGUUGACGCUAGCAUCGCAUAGGGGGACUGUUGCUGAUCGCAGGUCAUACGUCUCCCGCGUCGCCUCAGUUACCUAUACCACUGCGCUCACGAGGUCAUACAUAAUUCUGCGAGUGCGUAUGAGGUAGAAAGUUAGUCACAAUAUGCCUCCACCUACCAAAGCUUGCUGCGCACAUGACCACGACUGCGAAUCAGCUGACUGUGGCGUCGCCUACUCACUCUACAAGCACAUCAGCACCGACCAGGUCCGCUGCCUGAACGAGCAAGUGGUUGGAUCCUGUCGUACCGUACUGCGCCCCUGGUCCGACCGCCUGCAGCCGCCGCCCGCCCCAGGGCCUCUGCGCAGCAACCCAGAUGACGAGGAGCAGGAGCUGCUGCUGCACAUACCGUUCGACGGCGCGGUGAAGCUAAAGGCCAUCAGCCUCAUCUCCGCCGGCCCGCCCGGCACCGCCCCCGCCCGCAUGCGCGCCUUCGUCAACCGAGAUGACCUGGACUUCGCGGGAGCCGCCUCCCUGCCGCCCGUGCAGGAGUGGGAGCUGGCGCCGGAUGGGGACGUGCGGGGCGUCAUAGAGUACCCCACCCAGGUUGCUCGCUUCACGGGUGUGCACUGUCUGGACCUGCUGAUCAGCGGCGCGGGGGCGGGGGCGGGGUCGGAGGCGGUGGUGGAGGUGCACUUCCUGGGCCUCAAGGGGGAAUUCGCGGAGCGCCGGCGGCAGGCGGUGGAGGCGGUGUAUGAGGCGCGGCCGGUGCCGGGGGACCAGCCGCGCAUCCCUGGCAUUGGGGAGGGGGCGCACUGGCACUCGUGAUGUGGGUUGUGGGGUGUUGGGUGGUUCCAAGGGUGGGGUGCGAUGGGUUAGGAGUCAGGCGCACGAGCGGCGAUGCUAGCGGUAUGUGUGUGGGAGGAAUUGCGGGUGCUAGUUAAUAUCAGGCUUUGGGAGUGUUGGGUAUGUGAGCUAGGAGGGAGGACAAGAGCGGUGCUAGGAGAGGAAGGAGAAGAGGGCGCGUCUAGGGGAGGCGCGUUUGAGAUCAGGAAGAUGUGAUGGUUGGCUUGAAGUGCGCGGAUGUGUCGGAGGGUGGAUCGAACGACGUGGCUGCAGGGCGGUGCGGCUCAGGAGCAAGG